Molecule: messenger RNA, 1488 nt
Organism: Emiliania huxleyi CCMP1516
Lineage: Eukaryota; Haptophyta; Isochrysidales; Noelaerhabdaceae
Exons: 3
Coding region: 1-1488 (495 amino acids)
Source: RefSeq, a predicted model, not a curated record
AUGGGGCCACACGUCGCUGACGCUUGCCGUCUCGCUCUCCCUCUUUGGCUCCCUCUGCUACGUGCUGAGCCUCCUGUCGAUCGCGUCCCCGCGCACCUCGUCCGAACGGCUCGAAACGGCGAUGCCUUCUCCGCCUCGACGCAGGGCUGCUUCCUAGCUCUGUAUGCCAUCGGACAGAUCGGUGCCGGCGGCAGCUCGACGGCUGCGUCCUGGUAUGGCCCAGUGUCCAUCACGCUGCCCGUUUACAUGGGAAGCAUGCAGCUGUGGACGCUGCUGCUCAUGAGCGCACUGGGCAUGCAGUCGUACACCAAGUCGCAACAGGUUGGCACGCUUGUGCUCGCGACGGCGACCACUCUGCUAGUUGACGCAGGGCCAGCCGCUGGCGGCGCCGUGGUCGCCGAGCAGCUGGCCAGCCCUGCUGCUCUCUUGUGGGUGCUAUUCAUGGGCGUGGCGUGGGCCGCUGCGGUGGCGGGGAUGGCCGUCGACCGCGAGAGAGGGCAGAUCCGCGCACGCCUCGACAAGGUUGGCGGCGGGGCGUACGCGACGAGGGUGCAGCUGGGAGAAGGCACCCUACUGGCAGUCUACGUGGCAGCGCAGGCCACCUCGACCUCGUCGCUGACCACCCUCGGCAAACUCCUCGUCCUGGUCGACGGGGCGAGCUUGGGCCUCGUCCUGGCGCUCCUGGCGCUGACAACGUGCACCAACCUCGCCUCGAGCAUCGUCGCGGCCGUCAAGCUUAACCAGGCCACCUUCAUCCCGAUGGCCUCCUGCGGCUCUCUGGUCCUCAACCAGGCGACCGGGCUCCUCCUCUGGGGCGAUGGGCGCACCGUUCGUUCCUGGCUGAGCUACGCCGGAGUCCACGUCUUGAUUCUGCUCGGCACCUACGAGCUUUCGAGCGCAGACUUGUGUGAGCACAUCCGGCAGAGGCGGUUGGACUGCACCUCCAGCUUCGCCUUGAGCUCCUUGCCGCUCUCGACCUGCUCCUUCACCGCCGACCGCAAAUCGCGCAACAGGCGUGAUCUGAUGUUUCUGUUCUUGGGCGCUGCCUGCUCGCUGCUCCCAUCGCGGAGCGCGCUGCUCCCUUCGCGGAGCACGCUGCUCCCACCGCGGUCGCUGCUGAAGCCGCCACGGCGCGCCGUCGCGACGAUGGGCGGCGCGCCUCUCGAUGCCACGGCUUCCGCGGACGUCGCUGCUGUCGCCUCCCGCAUGGUGACUUCGCUGGCGACCAAGCUGGACGACGAGUGGAUCGAGCAGGAGGACCACGUGCGAGUGGCGAGCGUGGCGGCGCAGGCGUACGCGGAUGCGAGGGAGGCGGGCGAAGACGACAUCGGGCGGCUGCUGAUGAAGGUGGGCGGGGAGAUGGAGAAGGUCGACAUGGGAGAGUGUUUCGUUGGGCCGUGGGAUGUUGCCAACAUGGCGGCCGCUUUCCUCAUGGCGGAGAACGAUCCUGAGAUCGCGGCACUGGGCGACAACUGCGGUUGCGGCUGA